Molecule: messenger RNA, 912 nt
Organism: Rhizoctonia solani
Lineage: Eukaryota; Fungi; Basidiomycota; Agaricomycetes; Cantharellales; Ceratobasidiaceae
Product: mediator complex subunit Med22
Exons: 4
Coding region: 1-912 (303 amino acids)
Source: RefSeq, a predicted model, not a curated record
AUGGCCCUUGGCACUCCCCAACUCAAUGCCUCAGAUUGUUGGCCACAUCUUGAAUCUGCCAAACGUGUGUUGAGCAUCGCGGCCGAUGGAAAUACGGAGCGCGCUCGUAUCGAUCCAGUGUUUCUCUACACCCUCGCCUAUGGAGAAAACACCCAUAUUCUUCUGGAAGAUCGCAAAUCACUCGAACGCCCGGCUGCGCUGGAGAAAAUCCGGCUUGAACAAGAGGCUGCUAAUCAGGCCGCGGCAGCAGCAGUUACCCCUGCACCUGCUAUGGAAGACGAUGAUGUGGUUAUCAUCGACGCGACAGGUCAAGAACCUGGCUCGGUCUUGCCGAAAGUAAAGAAGAUACCCUUGCCCCUCCAUUUCCGCACGACGUUUAUCUCGCUUCGCCCACCUUCAACUUUCGAGCAGUUCCUGGGCCAGGUCAAGGCAAAAUGGGUACCAAGGCCGAGCCACGCAAGUAUUGAGGGGGUUACGUUUACCAUUGGAACCGAUUGGAUUAUACGAAUGGGGUUUAUACAAGCAGGGACAGCUCAAAAGGGGGUCAUGCUCGAACCAGCAUAUGGAAUAACCUGGGACCCAGACCGAAUACCUGCCUAUGCAGACGUUCCCCCGACAACCGACGGCCAACCCCCUGCCAUCUUGGCGGAAUUUGUCGCAUCAAUAGUGCCCCAGUCUCAUGCGGAUUAUGCAUUCCUUCCUGUGCGCUUCUCGGAGCAGCAAUGGUCUGAGGUCUUGGGCUCGGCGGAUGACGUACAGUCCGAGGCUCUGGGUGCAGCAGAGGGGGUGUACUCUCAUGGAUUUGAGUAUGCUACACCGCGCCCAAGUGACUGGGGCACUGGAUUCGUCCAAGAACGGCGGUCCGCGUUUUUGCUGCUUCGCAUGAUGCUUGACGAGAAGCUACUGGCUUAG